CCCCGAUAAGAGGGGAGAUAGGAUGAAAGCUGUGUUGCUUUUUCUACCCUGGGGCACUAGAAAUUUAGUAUUUACUACGCUCCACUAAUUACUAGAUGUGACUAAAAGAGCUUCCCUUUUUCUGUGAUCACUUUCCUUCCCUCUUCUCCAUUGUCUCUUUUCCCCUCCUCGACACUCCAACUCCAACUCCAACCCCAACCCCAACCCCAACUCCAACUCCAACUCGAUCCUUUAUGCUUCAAAACACCAAAGAGAAGCCAGAGAGAGACAUAGAGAGCCAUGGGAUCUGAGGCAGAGCCAGAGUCACCAAAGCUACCCUUGUUCUCCAUUUCACACAUACAGUCAAAUGAGCCUUCUGGGUGUCUAACCCCACCCUUCUACAGUUCAGUUUCAGUACCAUUCCGAUGGGAAGAAGAGCCAGGAAAGCCAAGGCCUUGCACAGACCUUGCAACCAUACCAAACCCAGUUGACUUAUCCCCAAAGUGCUUGGAACUUCCUCCAAGGCUGUUGCUUGAGACCAAAUUGCUCUCACCCACCACAGUGUUGGAGGGUCCUUAUGUGGGGAGAUCAAGGUUUCAGUCCUCUUCUUUUAGGAUGGUGGGGAGGGACUGUUAUGGGUCUUUUAGCGCUGAUCAUGAGAGAUCAGGGCAGCAUGGUGCUUUGGUUAUGAGCAAGAGUGGGGUUAAGGAAAGAAAGUGGUUUGAUUCAUGGGGGAGGAGGGUCUGGAAGGGUAAAAGAGAGGUUGGUGGGGCUAAUUAUGUCUUUCCAUCAUCUGUGGAUGGAGAGAGUGAUGGUGGUGGUGGUGGUGGUGGUGGCAGUGUUGGAAAGAGUAGCAGCUUCAGGGUGAAGAACACAAGGCAUAGAAGGGCCAGGAGCUUUUCCAGUCUCUCUCAUUCAAGGCCUCAGUUCUGGGCAACUAUCAAACAAGGGUUGAAGCAGGUGGUUCCAUGGAAGAGUAGGAAAUCAAAACAAGAUGAGAUUGUGAUUUAGACUUGUCUCUGGGCACCAUGGUAUGUGUCCACACUAAUUACCUGUCAACUGCUGUAGUCAUAAAAAAAAACUGCUCUAGUCGUGUAAUAUUAUUUUAUUAUUUUAUGUGUAAAGAAAAACAACACCGGGCUCAAAGCCGGACCGUGUCCCAAAUGUCGGUGGACGUUGUAAUCACUAGUCAGUUAGUCCCCAUAGGGACAUUUGAAAUGAAAGUUUGUUGGCUUGAAAUGCA
Rosa chinensis is the source of this 1222-nucleotide messenger RNA. RefSeq lists its product as uncharacterized. The record is from RefSeq and is a predicted model, not a curated record. The transcript is spliced from 2 exons. NCBI's taxonomy places the organism in Eukaryota, Viridiplantae, Streptophyta, Magnoliopsida, Rosales, Rosaceae. Bases 280 to 990 code for a protein of 236 amino acids.